Molecule: messenger RNA, 474 nt
Organism: Hyaloscypha bicolor E
Lineage: Eukaryota; Fungi; Ascomycota; Leotiomycetes; Helotiales; Hyaloscyphaceae
Product: alpha/beta-hydrolase
Exons: 4
Coding region: 1-474 (157 amino acids)
Source: RefSeq, a predicted model, not a curated record
AUGGUCAUUGGAUUUGCCAUCACGCAGAAGAAACUGCCUGCCCAGCAUGGCUACGAGUUUGAUGAGUUCCAAUGUCUGAAUCUCAAUAUUACUUGUCCGAAAGGGAGUAAACCAGAAGAUAGAUUGCCGGUCAUGGUAUGGAUGCAUGGAGGUGGAAAUUGUGUGGGAACAGGAGCAGAUCCGGGCUAUGAUGGUGCGCCGCUGGUUAACUUCUCAGUCAACCAGAAAAUGCCAGUUGUGGUGGUUACGAUAAAUUAUCGAUUAGGUGCUUUUGGAUUUCUUGCCUCCACCGCCAUCAGAGAAGACAAUGAAGCUGCUGGAGACAGUGGAGUUGGAAAUUAUGGUAUCAGGGAUCAACUUCUAGCAUAUGAGUGGGUCAAGAAGAACAUCAAGGCUUUCGGGGGCGAUCCAAAUCGUGUUACUGGGUGGGGAGAAAGCGCAGGCUCAAGUAAGUGUUUCUUUGACCUUCUUUGA